AUGAAAUCACCAGAAAAGGAUAAUGAAGAUGAGGCUUCAUUUGUGAACAUAAACCUGGAUGACCGGCAGACUCCUCGACCUACAAUGGAUACACUCGCCACUCCCAUCAGUAACCUACGCAUGGGUUGGAUGUCCCAAAUGUCUUUGCAAAGCCAUUCAAACUCACCCUCGCACGAGAGUCUCAAGAGAAUCCAGAAUAAGACGAUAGCAUCUUCAUCGACCCCUAACCUUGCUUUACCGAAAAGGAACCAAGAAGAUGUAUUUCGUGAACACACACCCUUUUCUCAUACAGAUGGAGAAAAAAUUAGUCCAUUGAAACGGGGUGUCGAAGGAAAAUACAGGAGCCGGACUGAGGCUCCUGGGUCUUCGUCCCGGCUUCGGCCCUUGCUCUUGGCUGGAAAAGGCCCAUCACCUCCUAGGGGCGUUGUAUACGACUCUAAUAUGGUUCCUGGUGUUAGUAUGACUGUACAAGACUUGAAUGGUGAAUUGGUGUCUGUUAGGUCACCUACCAAAUUCGAUUCUUCCGAGUAUUUCCCCUCCAGAUUCUCAUACAAGGCAGCUGAGAGCCCGGUUCCCAAGAAAGGAUCCUCUUCAUGGAAAGAUGCAGAUAAUAAAACUAAUGCUGCAAACAGUGACACAUCUUUCGAAAUGGAUUCUGUAUCACCAAAAAAUUCGUCCCAAAAUGUACAUACUGGAUUAUCUACAGUGCCAUCUGAAAAACCAACGGGAAGUUCGGCUAAAAUGUCUUCCAACCAAAUAAUACCACCUCUACAUGUUCCAAAAGGAGGUUCUUCAAAUUUGACACGCAUGCCACAUCUUCCACCUAAACCGAGGAAAGAAGAAGCAAAACAUCUUGCCGAUUUUGAACGUAUGAUGCAGGAGUCAAAACAAGCUGAAAAACGGCGCGUUGUAUCUCGCAGGUCUGAGCUACGAAAACGACAGGAAGAUGAAGAACACGCGCGCCUUGUUUGGGAACGCGAAAUCAUGCCCUGCUGGACGCGCGCUAGAGAAGACGAAAGACUGUGGAAUCUAUGGUGGGGAGGAAUACCACAAGUCUUACGCGCGCGUUUGUGGCCACGAGCGUGUGGAAAUGAUCUUAUGCUGUCUCACAAGAUUUUUCCACGUGCAUUAGAGUCAGCACAAAGGGCAAUAGCUUCUGGUGCAUUUCCAGACAAUUUAUUGGAAGCAAUUAAAAACGACAUCACUCAGACUUUGCCAAGUUUACGACUUUUUGACGAGCAAACCGGUCCUCUUUAUCAAGACUUGAUUGAUGUUUUACUAGCAUUCGUCUUCGUUCGAGCUGACGAGGCAUCACAACGUGAACAACUAGGAUUCACGGAUGUGGCAUUCGUUCAUUCUAAAUACACGCUCUAUGUGCCUGGUGUAGCGAACCUGGCCGCAAUACUAAUAAUGAACCUCACACCAACUCAGUCCCUCAUUCUUCUUUUGAACUUGAUCGCGAAAAAAAGUUGGCUCAAAGCCAUAUAUGGCCUCCAGACCAAGUCGGGAACAGAGGAUCUAUCAUCUAAAGCCCUUCCUGUCGAGCUGCAAGGAUACGAACGCGUGUUCAAUGCUCUUCUUGCUGAACGAAUGCCAAAUAUAUAUGCAAAUUUACACAAAGCCGGUGUUCUUCCAGCAGAAUAUGUACGUGAGUGGGUUCGCACGCUAUUUGUGCCAUGGGUUGAAAUCGACACAGCUGCGCGUUUGUGGGAUAUCAUACUUUUAGAUGAUGGCGAUUCAGUUUUGUUCCGUGUAUCGCUCGCGUUUCUCGAAUUGCUUGAACCCCGUCUAUUUGUUCGAGAUAGGGACGAGCUUGUCAGUGUAUUACAGGGUUCAAACAAAGGUGCUAUUCAUGUAUGGCGCCGAGAACUGGAUGGGAAUUUGGAAGACACCACGCCACCCAAGGAUCGCAUUUAUGCGCAGUACCAAAUGAACGAAAGCUCUAUCUUCGAGCGACUCUUUUCUCAAAAUGUCUGGUGGAAAGAUAUGACUUUACAACGUUUACUUGAUCGGGAAUUAAAUCGUUAA
Malassezia restricta is the source of this 2028-nucleotide messenger RNA. Its product is annotated as cytoplasmic GTPase-activating protein. Lineage: Eukaryota; Fungi; Basidiomycota; Malasseziomycetes; Malasseziales; Malasseziaceae. Bases 1 to 2028 code for a protein of 675 amino acids. The record is from RefSeq and is a predicted model, not a curated record. The transcript has 2 exons.